CCCAGCGGCCUGAGCCCGCUGGAGGCGCUGGGAGCCGCCGCGCCGGCCUCAGAGCGGGGCCCCGUUACCCGCCCGGGCAUGAGGCGGGUACGGGGCCGCUCUCAACCGCCUCUGCGGGGAGAAGAUGAAUAUCUGCAAUAAACCUCCUAAUAAGACAGCUCCAGAGAAUUUGGGUGAAGCUGUUCCUGAGGUGCAGGUCCAACGCGCUCGAAGGAAUGGCUGGAGCUGGCCUCUGCACCUUUUCCAGAUUACUGCCUGGUUGCUGUACCUCUUCUUUGCACUGGUUGGCUUUGGAAUCCUGGUUCCUCUCCUGCCCCGCCACUGGCUGCCUGCUGGCUAUAUCUGUCCAGGAGUGUGUUUUAUCUACCAUUUAGUUGUUCAUCUUACUGCAGUCUCCAUUGAUCCUGCGGAUGCAAAUGUGCGAGAAAAAAACUAUUUAGGGCCUCUGGCCACCUUCAAUCGUAAUCAACAUGCACAUGUCAUUGAAAACCAUCAUUGCCAUGUCUGUGAUGUAGAUGUGGGUGCCAAGUCAAAGCACUGUGGAACUUGCAACAAGUGUGUGUGUGGCUUUGAUCACCACUGCAAAUGGCUCAACAACUGUGUAGGAGAGAGAAAUUACUGGCUCUUUUUGAAUAGCGUGCUGUCUGCCAUUCUGGGCCUUGGGCUUCUGCUGCUGGUUGCUUGCUACAUCUUUGUGGAGUUCUUCAUCGACCCCACGAUGCUUCGCUCCGACCAGCACUUCAAUGCUCUAGAGAACCACACAGACCGCUGGUUUGUGUUUCUUCCUGCGGCUCCUGUUGAGACUCGGGCAUCUGCCAUUUUGGUCACAGCUGGGAUUUUUAUUCUUCUGAGCCUACUGACCGUGAUCCUGCUAGGCCACCUCUUGACCUUUCACAUCUAUCUUAUGUGGAACAAAUUGACUACGUACGAGUAUAUCCUGCAGCAGCGUCCCCAGCAAGAGGUGAAAGAGGUAGACAAGCAACUGGAGUCUUGUCCCUCUCCAGUGAGACCCAGUCAGGAAGCAGAAGUUUUUUCAGGGAACCCUGGCUAUACAGACCCUGGUAUUCAAGUAGAGGAAUUCUCAACAGUAACUUCAGGAAAAGGCUUUUCAAAGCUCUAUGUCCGCAAUGACGAAGCUGACCCUGAGCAGAGCUCCUCUCCUGACCUCCCAUCUCUUCACUUUGCAGUCCCUUCUCAGGUAAGCAGGAGAUCUCUGCUGCUGACAGUUCACCACGGUGCAUGGGUGCACGCUCACUCUAGUGCAGACUCUGCUCACCCCCUUCCUGUCCUCGGCGUGUACCUGCAGCAACAGAAAAAAAGAAGAAAGAAGACGCAUAAAGCUUCUUCCUCAGCAAUGGAGAGCAGGUCUAAACCACACCCUAGACCUUGGCCCUCUUUCCCAGACCCCCAAUCAGACUUCUCAGCCACGGCUGCUGCCACCUCAUCUUCCCACAGCCUUCGUCUCUCAGUGCCAGCUUUUCCUCUGAGAGCUGCUGUGCCCCCCGGCAGCAUCGGCCCCAUCCAGGCAGCGGGUCCCCCAGCUGACUAUCACUCAGAGUCCGCCGAGUCCAUGGAUGAGAUUCCUGUCACUCAGACUCGCCUUGGGAGCACGGCCCUUCGUGGGCCUCCUAAGAAUAACUCCAGCAACUCUCAACACUAUCCCUUGUCCACAGACAAUCCCAGAGAUAACAGGAAGAAGAAUCUUUAUUCUGGGCACAAGGUAAAAAGAAAAAGCUGCCAGCAAGACAGAUGUGUGGAACGAGACCUGGAACUUUUUUCUAAGAUUCCUGCUGUGUUUGUAAGUAAGAGCAGCGGAGAACCUCAUGUCUCUCAGCCCCAGCUCAGAGAGAGCACAUCCGAGCCACACCACAGAAAAUGCACCAGCAAGCAGCAUGUGGGCAGACAUGAUCCAUGCUUUAAGGACCUAAGGACAAACACCACAGUGGCCUAGUGAUCAGCUUUCCAAAGCCAUAGCCUCUGGGGACAAGGCAAGAGGUUCUCUUUAUAUUUGUAUGUUGUGUUCAAAGAUCCUGACUCCAGUGGCUUGUCUUUUUCCCUGGAGGUAGCAGUGUCACCUUUACCUGAUGCAGUCCAUCUUCCAGCAGAACCAGCUGAGAGGCAGUAAAAACCCUGCUGCAUCAUUGUUUCUGUCUCUUGCUAAGCCAGGAGUGCCCCUGCACCCAGUUCCAUUCUCCUUGUCAAGGAGGAACAGUUUUCCCUAAGAGGGAUGUGCCCAGGGCCGCUGCUGGUUAAGGACUGCAGUGUUAGGACUGUGGAGUGCUGAGGGGGCUCAUCCCUGCACUGUGUGCUUGCUGUCAGACUGCAGUGAGACAUUUCUUGCUACCCAACCAAAGGGAGGUGACAAUAAUGGCAAACCUGAGGUAGGCAUGUUGCUAGAGAACACUCGAGUGCUUUCUAUAGGAAAGGGCUGUACCUUCCUGGCCGCCUGCACAUCAGUACUGCAGUAACUUUCUGGGAGAGCCUGUGGGGAAGAACAAGGCUGUGUCUCUGCUGUUCCCUGCACCCUGAAAACUAAAUUUCCCAUCUGCCUACAUCCUGUCAGUCUUUGAAUCAUGCCCAGGGGCUUCAGCAGGUGGUCAGGGAGUAACCUCAGGAUUGCCCUGUCCCUGUAGAGCUUCCCACUGUGCACUCUCAAGCCAAGUCCACCACCAGCCUGUACUCUGUAAGGCGGCAUAGUUUGACCUGCUCCUCCUUCACAGCAGCCUGGGGUGCCCCCAGCACAGCUUUCCCAUCAGGAGCGCUGGGAUGCAGCAUGUCCUGAAACCUUUCCAUUCCCUGGGUUGCCAGAUCCACAUUAGUCCACAGCACAGUCUCCUGAGAGCAGAAAAAUCCUGUAGUAGACACUGGGGCACAUAGCCAGUGCCUGGUGUCACAGCACCCUGCGCUGGUGGUGAGGGGCAGAGAGCUGUCUGGGCCGCCGUGUUGCAGCGCCUCACCUUUCCCUGCCCUCGGGGAUGAUCCAGAUUCCUGUCUGAGCGCUGAGGCCGGGGCUGCCAGCCAGCCCAGAUCUGCCUAGCAGCCAGCUAACCUCAGAGCCCAGGAUAGGAGCCACACACACGUCCUGACAGGCCUCGCCACCAACGCGGACGUCCCUGACACCAUUUGUCACUUGGCAGUCGUGGCACCUGCGCAGCCACUGCCUCCCCGGUGUGGCCGGUGCCCUGAGCAGUGGCGCCUGCCUUGGCCCCUCGCACCUUUUUGGGACAGGUCCCUGACACUGCACACUGCUGGUGUGCAGAGGAGAGGAAGCCUGGGAAGUCUUUAUCCCCCUACCAGAUGUUUUGAUGUAUAGAAACCAGAACCAACCCUUUCUCCAGACUACGGUGGGUGCAGGUUAGGGGAGGACAAGACAAAGCGGGGUACUGUGUGGGUCAAGCUAAGCUGUUGCUACCCUUGCCUAUCUCAGACUAGGAGCGUUCAUUAGGAAUGGUUCAGGACAGGACAGGACAAAUGCCCCCUGGGCACGGCCAGCAUGGGGCAGGCGGGCUGGACUCCCAGGUUUGAUGUGCACACUUCCCAGCCUGGCUGUUGCCCGUCAUCUCAACACUCACUGGCUUCUGUGCUGCUCUGAGGUCCAUGCAAAGUCCACUUCCCCUGGAGCUUUAGGCCCAGACAGAUUUCCUUAUGGAGAGCUCAUGUCAACAGAAAGGCAGGAGGGUGGCUGCUGUAUGUUGAAAGCCUCAGCCCAUUCCAGGAGCACCCCUGAGUGCUGGUAGCUGGCCCAGCUCCCUCAGCAAACACACCAGCACUGUCACCUGGCCAACACCACGCUGUGUGGGGCUCAUGCAGUGGAUAUUUCAAGUAGCUCUUGCCUUCAGGGAGAAGAAAAAGUGCUGUGGCUGCUCCUGAAAAUACAUGAUCCUUGCAGAGAUGAAGUUGGAGCCCUCCCUUUGCUGAAUGGUUUAUGGGGUAAGUGUGGCUCAGAGCCAGGACCAUCCAGGCCAAGCCCUCCCUGGGAUAGUCCUUGGGAAAUUCUGACAAGGCAGGGUAGAGACAAUCGCUGACCCUGGACUUCUUUAAAGGGCUCUCUUACCAUCCUUUUCUGUUGUCUGAUUUUCGACUCGACGGAGCUGGAAUGAGGAGCCUUGACUCUUCAUCAGAUUACAUGAGCCAUUGAUCUGCAGAAGUGAAGUCUCCUGUUGAGGUCAUUGUCUCGAUUUGCAGGAAGGGUUGGCCUGUGGUCACACUCCUUGCAGCUUCCCUUGCUGCUGUGGCCAGUGGUACCCGCUGGCAGUGUGACCCUUUGGAAAAGGGUCCAGCCCUUGUGGGCCAGCAGAUGUGGCACCACUUGUCUGCAGAGACUAGGGCAUCUGCUCGCUGAUGGAUCCCACUUAGACAAAAUCUGUCCAGUUGUUUUUCCUCACAUCUGCUGUCAUCCGAGGAAACUACACCCUGCAGUCAUGCUGGACUCGGGGUUUUCACCAGCCAGCUGUGCCUCUACCAAGCAGCCACUGGUAAAUUCUCUCCAGUCCCUCAUGUGUUUUCUUACCCUUUGUCCAUGCAGAACCAGUCCCAAAGUCAGAUAUGGAGCUCUUUAGUAGCUCUAUCCACAAUAAAAUUUUCUACGCCCUUUGCUAAA
This is a messenger RNA of Athene cunicularia (burrowing owl), 4600 nucleotides long. RefSeq names its product zinc finger DHHC-type containing 1 (gene ZDHHC1). The coding region runs from base 125 to 1951 and encodes 608 amino acids. Gene Ontology annotation, cellular component: endoplasmic reticulum; Golgi apparatus. The record is from RefSeq and is a predicted model, not a curated record. The transcript is spliced from 11 exons. Lineage: Eukaryota; Metazoa; Chordata; Aves; Strigiformes; Strigidae. Gene Ontology annotation, molecular function: protein-cysteine S-palmitoyltransferase activity. Gene Ontology annotation, biological process: peptidyl-L-cysteine S-palmitoylation; protein targeting to membrane.